Thrips palmi is the source of this 3424-nucleotide messenger RNA. Its product is annotated as 2-phosphoxylose phosphatase 1. Gene Ontology annotation, molecular function: phosphatase activity. Bases 373 to 2067 code for a protein of 564 amino acids. The transcript has 8 exons. Gene Ontology annotation, biological process: dephosphorylation. The record is from RefSeq and is a predicted model, not a curated record. NCBI's taxonomy places the organism in Eukaryota, Metazoa, Arthropoda, Insecta, Thysanoptera, Thripidae.
UAUCUUAGCGGCAGCUCCUUUGUCCAACCGAUCAGAGAAGAACCACUGAAAGAAGAAGUAGCAGAAGAGGAGAGAAAACUGACCUGACGUUUAUCAAUUUUGGUCUGCUACCGAUUUGUACAACUGCUAGUUUUAUCUUUGUGCAUUGAUGAAUGGAUCCCUUAUUGUUGGUGGAUUGCACGUGAAGCUCGCACCUGCGAGCCCAAAGUGUGUGGUUCAUGAAAACUCAGUAACGUGGGGCUUGCACAUAGCAGACACAAAAAUGGAGCCCACCUAUUAUCUAUUCCUAUCCAAACAAAUGUUUUUUCAAUAAGUUUUGCUACCAUUCUUCUAUCCUUUAUCUAUUUUGAUUGCUACUAACGGUAUCUCAAGAUGCUGCCAGGCUUUAUGAUGAAGUUGUUGUCACAACAUCGUGUCUUGUACUGCUACCUCAUUCUUAGCGUCUGGAUAUUUCUUAUGGUUGGAGGCAUGUACAAGUAUAUUGGGACAGAAGAUGGUGGUCAAGGUUACAAGCACUCAUCUAAUGACAUCUUUGUAAGAGGUUUCCCUAAGGACCUAAAGCCUGAAAUUAAAGGUCGUCGAAUUUAUCGUCUGUGUAAUCCCCCUGAAGAUAUUAACUUGGGGAGUGAGGGACAAGUUGAUGAUAAUUUUACUCUAGUGGGUGCUGUAGUAUUUCUUCGCCAUGGAGACCGAGGGCCACUUAUGCACGUACGGAACAUAAGUAGUGUAAACUGUGCCGGGGACUUGCUAAGUCCUGACAUAACAAAUGGUGAAUGGGAUGCUGGUUAUGCUGCAUAUGAAGCAUUCCUUCAAAAUGCGUCACUAGCAGCCGGUCUUGGUGGUGGGGGUGGAGGAAGUGACAAAUUGAGCAAUAACUUUCUAUGGCAGCUGCUUGGGCCUUUCCAUGCCUUUCCUCUGGUUCCACCCAGCAGUGGUGAAUGUAGCCUUGGACAGUUGACUCCAGUUGGAGUCACCCAGCUUCUCAGGACUGGCCAGAUUCUUAAGGCAGCAUAUGCUGAAAAAUUGGGUAUUGGGACGGGCUCUUUAACUGCAGAAGAUGUAGUCGUGUACAGCACCCAUUAUAGGCGCACGUUUCAGAGUGCCCUCGCGUUCUUAUACAGCUUUCUCUCUCUUGAUGAUCUCCACAAGGUUACAUUACGUCCUAGUCAGAGCUUGGCCUUUUGUUUUAAUGACUGUGCGUGCCCUGCUGCUGAGAAGUACCGCCAUCAAGUGAGCGUUGAAGCAGCUGAACAUUUUCGAUCUCACCCAGCUGUGAUGAAACUGGUCAGAUCUGCUGCAUCAAUUGUAUAUGAGUCACCUGACAAGACUUUAUUAUCAGACCCUCACGCUUUGAGGGACGCACUUCUUGCUUAUGUGUGCCAUGGCGCUCCUUUACCAUGCCUUGAUGUAGGGCUGUUAAACAAGGAAAUAUGUGUUCGGCCUGAGCAAGUAACCAGUCUAUUUGCAUAUACUGAAUGGGAAGAACGCUUAUAUGUCAAGAGUCAGAGUUUGAAAAGAUCCUGUCUGCUUCGAGCAUAUGGGUUGCUAAGAAGUGUGGUGGGAUAUUUGUUGAAGAUGGUAUCUGAAGGGAAACCUCGUAUUGUAAUAUACUCUGGACAUGACAAAACAUUGCAGUAUCUAACUGGAGCAUUAGGUGUUAUUGCUGAAACAGCAGCUCCCCAUUAUGCUUCUAGACUUGUUAUUGAGGUAUAUCGCAGUAAAACUUCAGAACAUCCAUCCACCAGUGAACCAACUGGAUCUUCUCAGCAUGAAGAUGGACCUGCAGCCAAAGAUUAUUUCUUCCGACUUGUUUUCAAUGGUAGGGAUCUCACCAACCAUGUUGUUUGUUGUCGACAUGGAGGGUCAACUGUCGUUCAUCCUCAUACUCACCACAACUCUCGUGCGGAGGAAGUUGAUCCAGCUCUCAAUGUUUCAUCUUCUUCUCAUCGUAAAAGUAACUCGUCAUUUUUAUGUCCUAUAGAAUCAAUUGUUCGAUUUUUGCAUGAUGAUUACUUUGUUCCAUUUAAUGCAUCUAAUUUCAAAGAUGCCUGUACUAAUCAUCUUUAAACAAACCAAAUGAAAGAAGAAAAUGAUCUACAAUUGUUUUGCUCAGAGCCGAUUUCACAGUUGAUUAAAUAAGUGCGACGUAUAGACAUAAUUGUAAAAAGACAAAACAAGACAAAAAAGAGACUUUCUAAUGAGAAUAAACUUGCUUAUGUUCCACAUUGAAAGUUGCAGUUAAUCAUUGUUGAUAAAAGUUCUUUACCUCUGCUUUUUCAUAUCUAGAUCGGUAGGAUUUAAUUAACAGGAGAGUACGGAGUGUGCUAAAUGAAUCUUUCCAUUGAAACCCAAACAUUUAGCCAUAAAUAUGAUGUAAGCAGCUUGUUUUUAAAAGAUGACAGUUUGUCACAUGUUUUAUUUAGAAAUUGGAGGCUGUGAUAUGAUUUGUAUACUGCCACUGGUGAGAAAAUCAGUUUACUGAAUGUGAAUUUACAACUAUGCCAUGCAUGACAUUUGGAGAAUCCCCAACUUGGUUGGUGCCAUGUAUGUUUGCAACUGUAAUGUUUGCUAAUGCUUAAGAAUCUUCUUUUCUGUUUUUGUUUUUUCAGUGUAUUAAUGUUAUUCUGUUUAUGGUGCUAAAAGAAAAGAAACAUACCUCUAGGAUUAUCCCAUCCCCCUUUGAAAACUGCCUUAUCCCUAUGAGCACAUUCCCAAUCAAGAAAAUGUCAUACUUAGAAGUAUGUUGUAUGUUAACUAUUUAUUGUAAUGUAUUACUAAAUGUAUGUGUGCCAAUAACAGAAUUUGUGAUAUUAGUUCAUCCUUGUUUUCCCCCUUUGUACUGCUAAGUAGCUAUUUCCUUUUAAUUUAAUUUAUUCUAUGUGUUUAUCCAGUGCUGCUAUGUGGCUCACUAAUUUGCUGUUGUUAAAUUAUUGUUACUUGUUAAUUUUGUUUUUUAAACCAUCUAGAUUUAUUUUUACUCAGAUCUAUGUGCUUUAAGCUCAUUGUUCUUGUUUUACUGGAUGCCUUUAGAGGAACUGGCCAUAAUCUAAUUUUAUGGAGGGUAGUGGAUCAAAACUUGGUGAAUCAUUCAUAUUGUAAUAUCUUCAACUUUCUUCUUAAAAAAAAAUGAAUUGCACAUGUUAAUGUUAACCCCUUUAGCAAAGUGUUAAUGAUGUCACAUCGUAUAGUUAUUUUGUGUGUCGUGUGUUAUACUGAGUUAGCUCUGAUAGGAGAGAUUUGGAGUUUCUUAGUAGUAAUGCUUUUGUUCGACCUAACUGUUGUCUCCCCUCCCUUCUCCAUGUGUGUGUGUCCCAUAUUAAUUUGUCAAGUAUUCUAGAGAACCGUCCAAAAAAAAAUUCUUUUAAAACAAGUUUGUGAAAACAAAAAAAGUGUAAGUGUUGUUGAAUGUUAGUCUCCUGAGAGA